This is a messenger RNA of Cylas formicarius (sweet potato weevil), 2838 nucleotides long. It is a transcript of the gene Gasz, whose product is annotated as ankyrin repeat, SAM and basic leucine zipper domain-containing protein 1. The transcript has 5 exons. The coding region runs from base 48 to 1445 and encodes 465 amino acids. NCBI's taxonomy places the organism in Eukaryota, Metazoa, Arthropoda, Insecta, Coleoptera, Brentidae. Gene Ontology annotation, cellular component: cytoplasm; nucleus. The record is from RefSeq and is a predicted model, not a curated record. Gene Ontology annotation, molecular function: protein binding.
GUAAAAGACGAAGAAUUUAAAAACAAUUUGCCCCCAAAACGAUCGCGAUGCUCUGCGGGCCGGACUUUUCCGACAGCGAAGACAGCCUAUUUUCCGAUGACUGCGACUACGACAACUUCAAGGAAAAAGUCAAGAGCUGCCGCUACGCCCCGGAACGGCCGGCCGCCCCCUUAACGGACGAACAAAAACGGAUUCGACGACUAAAUGAUCUGUUCGUCGCCAUCUCGGCGGGUAAUACCGUGAGUGUUGUCGAAGCCCUAAACGAUGAAUUGGACGUAAACGCGGACCUCAGGGACGGCUGGACGCCGAUACUAUUAUGCGUUAGCUAUGGCAAGCUCGAACUCGCCCUCGAACUCGUGGACAGAGGGGCGGACGUUCGCGCCGCGAGGCACGGCGUUACGGCCCUGAUGAUGGCAUGCAACUGCCCUGAUUCGACCUCACCCUUCGAGAAAACGCUCGCCAUCGCUAAAUUGUUGACCGAGAAAGGGGCCGACGUUAACGCGACCGACCGGAAACGAAUGACUGCUUUGAUGUUCGCCUCCAACUCGGGCAACCUGGGGGCCGUCCGGUACAUUCUGCCGCUGGCCGAUCGUAACGCGGUGGACAACCAAAGGUGGAGUGCUUUGACGUGGGCCGUGAGCAGCAACCGGACCGAGGUGGUUAAGUUUCUGCUGGACGAGGGCUUCGACCCGCACUUGCAAGACGUCCGAGGACAGACACCGCUAGACAUGGCGAAAAACUUUAACUUCGAGGAGAUUUUGAAUCUAUUCCCGCCCGACAAAGAAGACGUCGUGUACGAGGUGGUCGACAAGAACAGAUGCUCGUUCGAAGAUCACUUCUCAAGACUCGACAUCGACGAACGGCCGCGGUUUUUCCUGGACGUGUGCGACAUGCUACAAGCCACAGGGUGCCGCUCUUUGGUGCCUCUAUUUUACGAGAAAAACGUCGGUUUGUACGAAUUUCUGCACAUGAGCGACAGCGAUUUGAAGGAGCUCGGGGUCGCGUUGCCGUUUCAGCGGCACAGAAUAAGAUUCGGUCUUUUCAAGUUCUACAAGCACCCGUACCACCCGAAAUCGAUACACCGUGUCGCUCCCGGUGGGCGUUACAGCAACCUAGACGUGAGUAUUCAACUUUUAUCGGCUGUCAAGCAGGCGUUGGCGAUGGACGCGAGCCUGGCUUACUUGAUGAAAAGCGCGCACAUCGAAGAAAUGGCGGAAAAAGAUGCGACUAGGUUACGCGAUACCCUGAAGAGUAUCAGGAUUAAAAUUAGGGGCUGCGAGCUGAUCGCUAAGCGGCUGGUGCCGAAAAUCGAUCGCUGGGAUCGCCGUGCCGAACCGCCCGACUUAAUAACGGGGGAAUCCCCGAGCUGCAGAUCUCGCUGGUGGACCAAAACCGCUUUCGUGUUGAGCGGCGCAUGUUUGAUUUUGUACUUAAAAACGAGAUAGCAUUUAAAAGAGUAAUAAAAACUAAUCCAGCCGUUGUCGUUGAUUUCGAUAAAACAAAGUGGUACUUUCGAUAUCUGUCCGGCGAUUUUUUAAACACUUGUUGCGAAAAUAAUGCACCGAACGUCAUUUUCUUUGAUUACGCGACAGAGCCUUGACAGAUCUAAGGGAGUAGCCGACAUGUAAAAGUAGGCGGUGCUUUUUGCACUAUUUGUGUUUUUAAAGUCUGUGAUGGCAUAGAUAGAGCAUAGCGGAGGGGUAUUAAAAAUAUACUGCCGAAAAUUUAUUAAAGCUCUCAAAAGUAACAGACUAGCUUUUACGUAUGGCGGUGUCCCCGAUAGGAAAAACGACAGUUCGAGAAAUAAAAAAAAAAUUGAUUUAUUAUGUAGGUCGGCUAAGAUAAACUACUAGAACUCAUUGUUUCUGGCAAUUACGUCCCCUGACCAUCAGGGGACGUAACUGCUAUUUGAUUUUAAAAGCUCGGUUUCCACAAAAUUUUCUAACAUUCAUCAUAGAGUGGUCGUAUUCAGCGUACGUAGCAAAGGGAGCGUGUUGAACAUUUGAAUUUACAUAGCCGUAUCGGAAACGUCCGGUGCAUCAUGCACUACAAAUCCAACAUUUCUUUUUUAGUAGCGAGUUUAUUUUUGCUAGGUAGCGGUAGCGAAGCGAUCGGUAUUGGCAAAAUUUGGUCUUGAACAAGGAAUUUGGUUAAGCUUUAUUGGACAAUGAUGGUGAGUACAAAAUUCCAACAUAAUAAAUUUAUGUUAUUUGUUAUUAUUUAUUAUUCGUAUUUACAAAAAAAAAUUUCUGGGUCCUAACAGGAAAGUUUGCUCGAAAACCCCACUAAUUUUCGAAGAUUGUAUGAAGGUUUGUCUUUUUUUCAAACAAACGGUAAUCUUUUUUUAAACGAAAAUUACACUGACACGAAAUAUGGAAAGAUGGAAUUUUAAGCUAUUUGCAGAAUGUAAUUUCACUAAACCGAAGAAAUAUUGAACAGGACAUGAAGAAACCUGAAAAAAAAACGACACAGGCAUCAAAGACAAUAUAGGGAAAACUGGAAGGGGUAGAAUUUACUAGGAAUAUUAUCACCAGAUUGAUAAAAUACAUAGGGAGGACAAAACACCUAAUACCUCUACAACGGUUCCUGGCAUAAUGAAAAAAGCCCCUUGCCAAAAAUAAGAAGGACCCACCCGUUAUCCCAGUGACUUCACAGAUGGAAACCGCUCCAAUCGGAGCAACAUGUGUAUCCCCCCUAAGUACCAAGGUUAGGAAGUCAGAGUUUAAUGUUUUAUCUACGCAGAAGGCUGACAAAUAUAGAGGAAGCUCGAGUACAAGAAAUUAACCUCCUACGAAGUGCCAUUAAAAGAAGUGAGAAAAUCCAGGAGGAAAGAAAUAA